Colletotrichum aenigma is the source of this 1638-nucleotide messenger RNA. RefSeq names its product putative secreted lipase. Lineage: Eukaryota; Fungi; Ascomycota; Sordariomycetes; Glomerellales; Glomerellaceae. Gene Ontology annotation, molecular function: carboxylic ester hydrolase activity. The transcript is spliced from 5 exons. Bases 1 to 1638 code for a protein of 545 amino acids. The record is from RefSeq and is a predicted model, not a curated record.
AUGCGCUCUUUCCUCACUUUUUGUAUAGGCCUUUUCGCCAUCACCGUCUCUUCUCAGUUCCAAAACAGCACCAACACCACCGUGCCUACGGCUCCGACGUCAAACGGGACAUACUACGGAGUUCACCAUCCGAACUGGCAUCAGGACUUCUUCGAGGGCAUCCCCUACGCGCAGCCACCCACCGGAAGCCGGCGUUUCCGCGAGCCUCAAUUACUGAACACGUCUUGGACCGGUCAGAAAAAUGCCACAGUUCUUGGAUCCAUGUGCUUCGGAUACGGGGCCACCCAGAUGGUCCUAGGCCAGUUUAUCUCCGAAGACUGCCUGACUCUCAACAUGUACCGCCCCUCCAACGUCUCCUCAUCCAAGGGCCUGCUGCCGGUCGCAGUCUAUAUCCACGGCGGUCUCUUCGAGCAUGGAACCGGGAGAGAUCCACGGUACAACAUGACCUCUCUCCUCCAGGUCGGUGUGCAGAACGGCCAGGAGUUCAUCGGGGGCGUUGCGAAUCUGGGUUUGAAGGAUCAGCGUCUUGCUCUCCGGUUCCUGAAAGAGAACAUUGAAGCCUUUGGCGGUGACCCUGAAAGAAUCACCAUCUGGGGCCAGGAGGCUGGUGCCUUCAGCGCUGGGCUCCAGCUUCUCGCGUAUGGUGGCCGGGAUGACGGCCUGUUCCAGGGCGCCAUCCUGCAGAGCGGUAGUCCGACUCUGAUGUGGCCGUCCGUUACCGCCGACGACUGGCAGCCUCUGUAUGACCAAUUCGUCAACGCGACCAAUUGCUCCGCUUCGACGAACACCCUCGACUGCCUGCGCAGUGUUAAUGCCGACGUUCUCUCGAGCGUCUUCGACAGCGACAUCACUACGGACGACCACCCGAACCCCGUUGUUGAUGGCGACUUCAUUCAAGACCUCGGGUCCAGGGAGAUGCAGGCUGGACAUUUUGUGCGAAUGCCGUUGAUACUCGGAACGACUCGCGAUGAAGGCACUUGGCAGCACUACGUUGUGAAGAACAUCAACACGACGGAUGAGUUCCUGAACAUGGUCAGGGAUGACGGGUUGAGUAAGGACGCUGCCAACGAGAUUUCCCGGCUGUAUCCUGAUGAACCGCAUCAAGGUAUCCCGGCUACGCUGAAAGGAAGGCCGGGGAACGAGACUGGGCUUGGGUACCAGUGGAAGCGUACGAGUGCUUAUACUGGAGAUAUGAUUAUGCAGGCUGGACGACGGCUGGCAAGUCAAGUGUGGGCCGGGAAUGAUGUCGACGUCUACUCAUACGUCUACGACGUCUUAUUCCAUGCACACUGGUGGCAGGCCGGCUCUCAGGAACAAGACGACAUCGCCUUCCUUUUCCACAACGUGAUGCUAUCCGAAGCUCUCAGCCCCAGCGACCAAGCCGAUCAGAAGUACACUUUUGAGCCGUUGAGUUACCUAAUGUGCAGCAUGUGGAUAAGCUUUUUCCACACUUUCGAUCCAUAUUACCAUCCAGUGAACGGUACCAAUGUUUGGCCCAAGUACAAUGCCAACAGCCCCGAAAACUUUGUCUUCGACGUAAAUGCUACCGAGUUGAGUCGUUCUGAGACGGAUGAUUUCCGUAGUGAAGCCAUCUCACAUUGGAUUGAUCUAUUCAGCACCAAUGAGUAUCCGAAGUAA